AUGCGUGAAGAUAGGAAUACAAUGAUGGGUAUUAUAGAACACGAAAUAAAUAUAUACGACGAAAAGAAGGCUCAUUUUGAAGCUCUGGGUGGCUUCUCCAAAUGGGUUAAACAUGAUUUUAAAGAUUUUGUUCACUUAAUUUGUAAGGUGAAAAAUGUGAGGAAGCAUGGAAAGUUGUUACUUUUCUGUGACACAAUUUCGAAUGGAAAAAUAAAUAGAAAGGAAAAUGUUUUAUUCUACAAAUAUCACAUUUUGAAGUAUAAUGAUGUGGGGGGGGAUCAUGAUACAGGAGAAGAUAGUUGCCGCUGUACGGGUGAUAAUAAUUGGGGUGCACACUUUUGCGUAGUAGAAAAUAAAUUUAAUGAAGAAGCCUUAUCAGAAGAUAGGAACACUCAGUUAGUAAUCAGCAAGGACUUUUACGUGGACGAAGACAAGUUUGAUUCAUUUAGAAAAUAUUUAUUGAAGGGAAUUUACACAACACAGAAGGACGAUAAGGACGCGAGCCUUGAUAAGGAUUUGUUCGAACACUCAGUUCGGCUAUGCAAGGAGUUUUAUGCGAAUGUGAAGAAGAAUGAUGAUGUGCAGACUUCUACUGAGGAACGGAAUCCCAUAAAUGAUAACUCAACAGAUAACAUGGAAAAUGACCCCCUAUUGUUAGUGAAUGAGUAUAUAAAAUAUGAAAUUUUAAGGAAGGUCAUAAAAACGGAUACGCUGUUGUACAUUAUAGGAUUGCCUGCCUUAACGAACACGAAUGAGAAAUCCAUAUUGGUGUUUUCAGCCUACCUCCUCAAGGUUAACUACGAAUUGUUCAAUAUCAACGAACUAUUAAAAUUAUUCGAAGCAGGUUUUUUUUCCGUGCUAACUGUGUGCAGAAGUUUGCAAAUGAAGGAAAGCGACAUUCGGCACAUUUAUAACAGUAAGGAAGACACAAAAAGAAGAUUCAUACGAAACAUUAUCUACAAAAAUAAAAAUUAUGAAAGUAUAAGUAAUCAAAAAAUGAAUAAUUUUGAAAUUUUCAUUUUAAAAAUUAUUGACAUAAUUCCCAAACUGUUUGAAAUACAUCCAAGCGAAUUUAAGUACAACAUGGAACUGAAUGAUGAUAAACGGAUGCACAGAAUUAUGCUGUGUGAUUUGAACCUAAAUCAGAGUAAUGACCACGUAGCAGUGGAUACAAGGGCGAGUGGAGAUGCUACAGAACAACAACAGAACAAGAAAAAGAGGAGUAAAAAAAAAAAGAAAAAAAAUAAAGAUAUAACGUCCUAUAUGAACAAUAAGAAGAUGCCACAAGUACAGUGGAUGAUUAAUCACAUACAAAUAUUACUCAAAGAAAUAGAAAAAGGAAAUUCAAAAGUCAAGGUGUUUAGCGGGGAGGAUAUCUUUUUUUACAUGUCCACGUUGGUGAACAAGUAUAUAGAAAGUAACGACACCUUUUUUCAAAAUUAUUUAGAAUUUUUGGAACUUUUUAUGGAGAAAAAUGAUAAACUCGUUAGUGCGGAAAAUACAGAAAAGGUAAGAAGAAGUACUCAACUUUUGAGAGAAAAAAAUGUGAACUUGUUUGAAAAUUCGAAAUGGAGUGACGUGCAGUUUUACGACAUUAGGGAGUUCUACGUGGACAAGUGUACGAAAAUGGGUGGAGACGUGAACAAGAAUUGUAAAAGGUUGGAUGAGGAGAAUACAGGAAUGCAUUAUGACCAUGCUGAUGGAGUAACCUUUGAAGAGAAGCAAUAUGUAGCGCAUGAAAUGGGAAGAAACACCAACAUUUACUGUGACACCAAGUUGACGGACAGCACGGUUGAUGAAAACAAUUUGACCUACGAUUACUGCAUCCUGGAUGUCGGGGGAGGAAAAGGUGAUUUGGGGAUUCACAUUUCGUUAGCGUUUAAAAACAUCCUAGUAAUCAUAUUAGACAUUAACGUAAAUUCACUCUUCAGUUGUUUCAUUAAAAUUUUUGCAAACAGAAUUAAGAACGUGUUAAUUAUGCACGAAUCGAUAUUAAAUUUUGACUUUAAGAAAUAUAAAAUAAAAUUGAUAGUCGGUUUACAUUGCUGUGGAGGAUUAACUGAUUACAUUUUGAGAACCUGCGUGGAAGAAAGAAUCCCCUUUCUCACUUGUUCCUGCUGUUACACGAAAUAUAGAGAGUUGAGGAAACACAUUUUCGAUUUUAACAAUGAUAUGAUACUUAAUCAUAUUAAAGGUUAUAUUUACAAUAGGGAGUAUUACGCCCACGUGAACUACAGCAUUGGUCAGUAUGCAGAGGAGAUGGGUGAGACAUCAAAAAAGGAGCACAUCGAUGUAGCGCAUUCUGCGGAGACUGGUGCAGAGGUUUUGAAUGAGGACUCUGUUCACCUGAAUAUCCAUGAUUCUUCCAGAGAUGGAAAAAUGGAUACUUGUGACGAUGGAGGUGAAGAAGGGGGGGAUAUGCAGGAUGUGGGCGAAUUGGGCCAGUACGACGAUUUCUCCAUAUACAAGAAAAAGUACGACAAGUAUGGGAAAAAAAUAAUGAGGAGAACCAUCCCGAACAUAUAUUCGUUCGUAAAUUUGCUGUCCAAAUUAUGCGAGAGCGAAAACGCAAAAAUUUCAUUUAAGUGUAUGCACUUUUAUAAUAACCUGAGAUUUCAAGUUUUGCAAAAGUUGUUUAGUGCCACGGAAAGUAGGGGCGAGCGGGAGGAGUUAAAUCUGUCACUGCACUCAUUCCCCAUGUCCUUUUCGCCGAAGAAUAUCGUCUUGAAGGGCAUGUUUUCGAGGACAGGGGUGAAGCUGUAA
Molecule: messenger RNA, 2763 nt
Organism: Plasmodium fragile
Lineage: Eukaryota; Apicomplexa; Aconoidasida; Haemosporida; Plasmodiidae
Exons: 2
Coding region: 1-2763 (920 amino acids)
Source: RefSeq, a predicted model, not a curated record